CAGCGAUGCGCUGUGUCCCGAUCCACGGAAAGAGCCGAAGAUGUCGGCUCGGUCAUGUGAUCAGCUGUGUCCAAUCACAGCUGAUUACAAGGGCACUGAUGAUCAGUGUGCCCUGAUGAUCUGUGUAGCCCCAGCAGCGCCACCUGUCAGUGUCCAUCAGUGCCAGAUCUCAGUGCUCAUCCAUGCCACCUGCCAGUGCUCAUCAGUGCCACAUCAGUUCCACAUCAAUGCCACAUAUCAGUGCCCAUCUGAGCUGCCUUUCAGUGUCACCCAUCAGUGCCAGUCAGUGCCACCUAUCAAUGCCAGUCAGUGCCACCUAUCAGUGCCAGUCAGUGCCGCCUAUCAGUGUGCAUCAGUGCCUGUCAGUGCUGCCUAUCAG
Molecule: messenger RNA, 379 nt
Organism: Staurois parvus
Lineage: Eukaryota; Metazoa; Chordata; Amphibia; Anura; Ranidae
Source: the annotation of a GenBank genome assembly